UCUGUGACUAUUUGUCUGUGACCUUUGGUCUUGUGACUAUUUGUCUGACUUUUUGUUUGUGACAUUUUUUGUGUGACUUUUUGUCUGUAACUAUUUUAGCUUCAGAACAGUUCUGUAGCUAUGACUAUUUUUCUGUGACAUUUUGUGGGUGACUUUUUGUCUGUGAUGUUUUUGUCUGACUUAUUGUCUGUGAGUAUUUGUCCUGUGACUAUUUGUGACUUGUCUGUGAAUAUUUGUCCUGUGAUUUUUUGACUGUGACAUUUUGUCUGUGACUAUUUGUCCUGUGACUUUUUGUCUGUGACUAUUUGUCCUGUGACUUUUUGUCUGUGACUAUUUGUCCUGUGACUUUUUGUCUGUGACUAUUUGUCCUGUGACUUAUUGUCUGUGACUAUUUGUCCUGUGAGCAUUUGUCCUGUGAUUUUUUGUCUUCUGACUAUUUGUCUGACUUUUUGUCUGUGACAUUUUGUCUGUAACUAUUUUAGCUACAGAACAGUUCUGCAGCUAUGACUAUUUGUCUGUGUCAUUUUGUGGGUGACUAUUUGUCCUGUGACUUAUUGCCUGUGACGUUUUGUCUGUCUUAUUGUCUGUGAGUAUUUGUCCUGUGACUAUUUGUGACUUUGUCUGUGAAUAUUUGUCCUGUGACUUUUUGUCUGUGACUAUUUGUCCUGUGACUUUUUGUCUGUGACUAUUUGUCUGUGAUGUUUUGUCUGUGACUUUUGUCUAUGAUUAUUUAUCUGUGACAUUUUGUCAGUGACUUUUUGUCUGUGACUAUUUGUCCUGUGACUUUUUGUCUGUGACUAUUUGUCCUGUGACUUUUUGUCUGUGGCUAUUUGUUUUGUGACCUUUGUCUGUGACUAUUUGUCUGACUUUUUGUCUGUGAUUAUUUGUCUGACAUUUUGUCAGCGACUUUUUGUGUGUGACUUUUGUCUGUGCAGAUUAUUUGUCUGUGACAUUUUGUCUGUGACUUAUUGUCUGUGAUGCUUUAUCUGUGACUUUUUGUCUGUGACUAUUUGUCCUGUGACUUUUUGUCUGUGGCUAUUUGUUUUGUGACUUUUGUCUGUGACUAUUUGUCUGACUUUUUGUCUGUGAUUAUUUGUCUGACAUUUUGUCAGCGACUUUUUGUGUGUGACUUUUGUCUGUGCAGAUUAUUUGUCUGUGACAUUUUGUCUGUGACUUAUUGUCUGUGAUGCUUUGUCUGUGACUUUUUGUCUGUGACUUAUUGUCUGUGAUUAUUUGUCUGUGAUGCUUUGUCUGUGACUUUUGUCUAUGAUUAUUUGUCUGUGACAUUUUGUCAGUGACUUUUUGUCUGUGACUAUUUGUCCUGAGACGUUUUGUCUGUGACUAUUUGUCCUGUGACUUUUUGUCUGUGACUAUUUGUCCUGUGACUUUUUGUCUGUGACUAUUUGUCCUGUGACUAUUUGUCUGUCACGUUUUGUUCUGUGACGAUCUGUCCUACAUUCCUUAAAAAAAUCGGACUCUGUUCUACCGAGCGACAGUAGUAAAAUACCAAGAAAUAGAACUAAAAGCGAAAGGAGAUUUACCUGGGGGUUUCUGAAAGUCUCGACGUUUCUGAACCUGCACUUCAGGUUUCCAAUGACGCACGAAUGACUGGCACUCUCCAGAACUGGGAGGAAGGCUGUUUAUCAUAUAUCAAGGGAACACGUCAACUCUAUUUUUAGUAUAGAUCCUAACGUAAUGCAUGUUCUGUACAAUGUGUACAUACGACUGCAUUGAGAUAACGGGUCCCUGAUCACAAGAUUGAUAUACAGUAUAUAACGAAAGCAGCGCAAGAGAAAAGUGGUCCCAUUUUCUGAAUAUACACAGCUAUGGACAACAGAAAUAACAGACGUUCAAAUGCUAAUAGAGGAAGAGGGAAUCAGAGACGAGGUGGUGCGGAUCGGAGAAAUUAUAGGGAUCGAAAACAGAGUGAUGUGACGGAAAGAUUCCCGCAGAGACGUGCUACACAGAAGGAGACACCGAAGGAAAUGUUGCACGAGAAGACGAUAAGGCUACUUACUGAACCAGGUCCGUCAUACAAUCUCAUUGUUCAUAGGCCAUUUAAAGAGGAGAAAGAUUUUUUAGAAUAUUUGCAAGAGAGAGACUUACCAUCAACUCUCGAAUUUGACAUUGAAUCAUUUACACUGAGUUCUAAUGGACUAUCAGCUUCAGUUUAUAUUCAUUUCCCUUGUAACAAUGCCUACAGACAGUUUCAAUCAUGGAUGAGACAGAACAAAAAGCUAGGUUUUGUAUAUCGUUUCCAAAGAGGGGAGGCUGCGAAAGUAAGCAAGGAAUUUAUUGACAAAAAUCUCAAGAACAUUGAGGAAAAGAGCACCUAUAUUUUGGAGAUGCAUAGAGAAAAAAUUUCAAAUAUCAAACAGAAAUUGUCCGAUUUCUGCGGGAAAGAUGAACAUAAGAAAAGAUCUAAAUAUAUAUCAUUGACUGAAUAUGAGAGCAAGGAAAUGCAUAAGGGCUCACUUCAAGAUAAAAUUUCAGAACUAGAAGCUCAAGAAAUAGAGUUUGAAAACUCCGUUCAGCAAAUCAAAGACGGCAUUUUAAAGUUUGAGGGUUGUACUGUUCAACAAGAAGACAUUGAUGAACUUCUCAGAAGAUAUGAAAUAGAAUAUUCGCGACUGGAACAAGCUCUGCCUAUUUAUGCGCAGCGUACUCGAAUAGUCACUACCAUUUUAAAAAACCAGGUAUGUGUUCUUCUUGGCGAGACGGGAUCGGGAAAAAGUACACAAUUGACUCAGUAUUUGCUUCAGUCUAAACUGUCCUCCGAAGGUCGUAUUGUUUGCACACAACCAAGAAAAGUCGCAGCUGCUAGCCUUGCGCAACGAGUCUCAAGUGAAAUGAAGUCUAACGUGGCGGAUAUAGUUGGCUAUCAGUGUGGGAUUCAGAAGAAAGUUUCAGACCACACAAAAGUGGUGUAUAUGACUGACCACACACUCCUAAACGAAUGCUUAAAAGAUCCCUUUCUGAAUGAUUACUCCUGUAUCAUUAUUGAUGAGGCACACGAGCGAAGCAUAUACACUGAUCUGUUGCUUGGAAUGAUAAAGAAAUGUUUGCAUCGGCGAUCAGACAUUCGAGUCAUCGUGACAUCUGCAACAAUUGACCCGGACGUGUUCGUCCGAUAUUUCGAGGUCUGCCCAGUUCUCAAAGUAUCAGGUCGAAUGUAUCCUGUUGAUAUCGAAUGGGAGACUAUCGCCAGUGAUGAAAAGUUAGAGACUUAUGACAGGAAAGCAGUUGAAAAAACGUUAGAAAUUCAUGAGAAGGAAGACACUGGUGACAUUCUGUUGUUUCUCACAGGGCAAAUGGAAAUUGAAAAGUGCAUAGACAGCCUACGAUGGGAACUCGAAGGUAAAACGGAUCAUUGGAUAUUGCCACUACAUGGUAAACUUCAAACGGAAGAACAAAACAGAAUUUUCAAAGAAACACCACAAGGAAAAAGAAAAAUCGUAGUUUCCACUAAUUUGGCAGAAACAUCUGUUACAAUACCUGGGGUGAAGUACGUUAUUGAUACUGGGCUUACAAAAGAAAUGUUAUACGAUCCCGAGAAGAAAGUAAGCUCUUUAAGAGUAGUUAAAAUAACAAAAAGUUCUGCUGAGCAAAGAAAAGGAAGAGCAGGGAGAACGGCACCAGGAAAGUGCUUUCGAUUUUAUUCCAAAGAAGAUUAUGAUAAUAUGAAAGCAUCUUCUGUUCCAGAAAUUCGGAGAAUUCAUAUAGGUCAUGCCAUUUUGAAGAUAUUGCAACUGAAUCUGAAUCCCCUUGAAUUUGAUUUUGUAGAACCACCUCCCCAUAACUCGAUGGAGGCAGCUUUUCAGCAAUUAGUCAAACUUGGAGCAGUUGAAGAUGGAAGAAUUACAAAAUUAGGCAAAUGGAUAUCACAGCUUCCACUGGAACCAAAUUUGGGAGUCCUUGUUUAUGAUGCCAUUGAAAGGAAAGUUGGAUUAGAAGCUAUCAUCAUUGCCGCAUCUUGUGCUGUGAGUGGGAACUUGUUUUACAGGGCUGGUACAGAGGAACAGAAAGACACUUGUGACAAGCUCAAAAUUCCUUUCUGUCAUAGCAAGGGAGAUCAUUUCACAUUUUUGAGCGUCUUUCAAAAAUGGCAUAUUGUUCCGGAAAAGGAGAAAGGUCAGUGGUGUUUGGAUAAUUCCAUCAAUGGAAGGGCAAUGAGAAACAUUCGGGACACCGUAAACGAGAUCAGAUUCAUUUUGAAAAAAGAUAUGAACAUUUCUCUAAAAUUUGAAUUGCCAGAAGGAAGUCGCAAUGAAAGAGGUUUGCAAAAUCUUUUGCUCAAAGCUUUCCAGAGCAACCUUUGUUACUUUCUUGGACACGAAAAGGCUGGUUAUUAUUUUAUUGACAAAGAUCAACAUAGGAUUGUUCAUCCGUCUGCAUCCUUCCAGUCUCUUGCAAGGUAUCCAACAUGGGUUAUCGUUGAAAAAGUUUUGAACACCUCUCGGGAAUAUGCUGUAAAUAUCACAGAGGUUAAUGAAAAUGACGUACAAGAAGCCUUGAGACGGAAGGAGCUAGAGUUUGAUAUGACAAGAAUACAAAGAAAAAAAGUAGAGCCAAUUUAUACAGAAUAUGUAGGUCCAGAACUUCAUAGGCAGUUUGUUGGUCCCAAAUGGAAGAACGCUAAAGAUAUAGAAAAACAAUUGAAAAGCGAAAAUGCAGAUUCUGUGUUUGUAAUUGAUGCCGACAGGGACAAGGGCGAAAUUUCAAUAUAUGCACCAGAAGACAAGGACGAAUUGUCAAUCAAGGCAUUUAAAAUGGCUAUCGACCCGAAAAGGGAAAAUAUAAGGAAUGAAAAAGUAACCUUCUCAAUAUUCCCUAGAUGCUACAAUGUCAAGGUAUCUCUUGGGCCAGGCGGACUGGUUCAAGAUCUAUUAUGCGAAGAUGAUUAUAACUCUGUGUAUGUAUAUUGUACAGAGGAAUGUUAUCCUGAUGAAAAAUUAGAAGAAUGGCUGAAACGAUUCGGUGAUAUUAAAAAAUUUGUAAAGAAAUCACCCGCAAAUACCUCUUUAAGAUACCGUGGCGAAGCAGUGUUUGAAAGCUGCGAAUCUGCGAAAAGAGCAGUUUUAACACGUGACAAAUCUUCGAAUAUUUAUGUCAACCCCCCUGCUUGGAAGACUAAUGACAACGAUGCCUUUAAAGCAAAAAUAACAUGGUGUCGAAGAAAACCAAGGGAAUAUGGAUUUGUUCAGAUAAGAAAUCCAGAAACUUUGGCGACUAUACUUGAAAUUUGUACCUUAACCGAAAUAUCAGUCGGUGGACGUCUCGUAAAGAUUAGCCGUAGUGCGACAAAACCUGAUGAAUUAUACAUUCAAGGGCUUCAUUCCCUUGUUAACGAAGAUAUUUUGAGAGAAGGAAUUGUCGAUGCUUUCAAAAUCUCUGACAAUGACAUAGGAAAAACUUUCAUACCACGACAGAAAGUAUUCACAACGAAAGAAAUUUCCGAUUCGCAUAGACGAAGACUUGAACGGCAAAUUGGACAGCAUGUGGAUAUGAAGAAGUUCAAAGUUUUCCUCAAAGAACCUGGUGAACAAGACUACGAUUUUACAGGUUAUAUUACAUUUACUGACCCGGAAAAGGGUUUCGAAGCCUGUGAAAAACUGCACAAAACUAUUAGUAUCAAUGACAGUGUUGUUUCUAUAAUUCCGGAGAUUCACACACGUCUGUAUGUUUUGGAGCGCGUAUUCAAACGGGUUGAAAAAGGUAUAAAAGCUUUUAGUAGCAAAGCAAAGAAAGAAGAUGGAGUGUUUAUUGAUAUCAAACAGAAUGCAGCAGGUAAUUACAUUCUUAGAAUAGAAGCGGGAAGUUUAGACAGAAUGGUCCAAACAAGAGACACUAUACUAGAUCUCCUGCAAGGUCAAGAUCUUAAUAUGGAAAAGAUCCCUUCGUUGAGGUCCUUGUUUACAUAUGAUGGAAGGAGUAAGAUUGAAAAGAUCAUGGAAAAAACCCACACUCUUAUCAUUUUGAAUGAUAGAAACACGACUAUUUCCAUUCAUGGCAGAGAAAGUGACCGGUCAUUGGCGAUUACGAAAAUAGAGAAAUACAUCAAGAAGUUGGAUUCUUUAAAGCUGCGAGUAAUUGACCUAAAGAGCGAUACCACGCCUCCUGGGCUGAUGAAAAGUAUUAUUCAGAUGCAUGGCAUAGAGUUAAAGGGAUUGAAAGAUUUAUCCAAACUAUCAAGCAUAGAACUCGAUCAUAGAAAGCACAGAAUAAAAAUAUUGGGAUCAGAGGGAGCAAUGCAGCUAGCAUUAAAAGAUAUUGAGGAAAUAACGAAAACUUUACUUUCAAGUAGUCAAGACAAAGACCGAUCAUCUGAUCCAGAGUGCGGAAUUUGUCUCAGUGGAGUACCUGAAACCGAAUUAUACCGGCUGGAAUCGUGUGGUGAUCCAUAUUGUAGAGACUGUGUAAAAUUGCAUUUAAAUUCUGUGAUUAGCUCGAGGGAAUUUCCUCUACGUUGCUGUCGUGAUGGCUGCGAUAUGCUUUGGUCUUGGAGCGAUGUAAACAAUAUGAAGAAGUUUGGAUUCUGCACUCUACAGACUGUGAUAAAUGCAUCGAUUUCAUGUUACGUAGCACAGAACCCAGAUAAAGCAAGGUACUGUAUAACUCCUGAUUGUCAAAUGGUAUACAAGGUGAGUCAAACGGGAGGUAGAUUUGUCUGCUCCCUUUGUCAUACAGCGUUAUGCACCAAAUGCCAUGUUGAAUACCACGCAGGUUCCUCCUGUGCAAUUUAUGAGAAAGAAAGGCAAAUCAACGAAAAUGGACUUCGAGAAUGGAUUUCUGGAGAUCGAUUAAACAGGGAUCUUUGUCCAAAAUGUUACAUAGGAAUAGAGCGGUAUGGCGGAUGUCAGCAUAUGCAAUGUUCCCAAUGCAAUUGUCAUAUUUGCUGGAUAUGCAAAGCUUAUUUUGCGACAAGUACUGAAUGUUACCGCCACAUGUAUGAAAGCCAUAACACUUAUGUGUAGACUCAAGAAUCGGUUGCUGUUCAUGUAUUGUAGUGCUGAUUUACUUGUUACAUUUUCCCUCUCAGCAAAAGAGGUAUUGAACUCUUAAGUCUGACAAUGAGUGUUAUAAUUCUAACAAUUUUAUGCUUGAUCAGGUGAUGUUUACGCGCUGUAAUAUAGUGAUGGUUAUGCAUUACAAAUUAAUUAAUACUAUUGAUUUCAAACCUUCUAUAUCAUAUUCUAUGUAAUCGUACAAAUCAUGACGUUAAGAGUGUGUGCAUACAUACAUGCAUAUAUAUAUAUAGGGGGCGUUGACGCGCUUCCUAACCCCCCUUCCAGUUUGUUCCUUCGGGUUUUAUGAAAUUUGAUCACGUGACGAACCCGUAUUUACAUGUAUAUCCCGAUGAAUAUUUUAAAAUGAUAUUUAAGGUCAUGUAGUAAAAUUUCUACUGCAUAUACCAGACAGCAUGGAAUUUCAUAACCUUGAAAAAGCGUUCACUUAGUCUACAAUUGGUUUCACGAAAAAUAAAGUAGUUGUGAAUUGUGAAAUACAAAGGGUUUACUAUAUUUUCUUGUGUAUAAUCUUUUUUAUUUGUUUUUUAAAUAUAAAAUUCAAGUUUUUUAAACCAAAGAUUGUUGAUGAUUGCUCCUGGGUGCAUUAGUCAAUGAUUCUUUGUUUUAUGUUUGGUAAAAGGUGUUGAAUUGAAUCUUUAUAUUUUGUAAUGUUUGAAAAUCCCAGAUUAUCUAGAAUAGAAAAUAUUUUUCUGGUCCAAGCGUUGUAAUCACUUGAGGAUUGGUAAAGUUUAAAAGCCAAAGAAUCAGACGUUAUCAGAUGAUUCCAAUAUUAAUACUUGAGAAUGAAAUUUUGGACCAAAGUGGUAGUCAUUAAGUUCUGCUAGACAACCAGCAUUGGAUGUUUUACAGUGCACUCCAAGGAUAUCUUUUAAUUAAUAAAUUUUAAGUGAAAAUUUUCUAGAUUUGAAAUAUCUUUGGAUGAGAGAUCCACUCCCAUAUUUCACUACAAUAAAGAAGAACUGGAAGUACAAUAGCAUCAAAAAGUUUUUUCUCAACGUUUACAUGAAUUAUCAAUACCAAUAAUUCUUUUCAUUUUAAAACAUGUUUUUCUGGCUUUUUCAAUAGGCACAGUUGUUGCUAAGUUAAACCUCUCAUCAAUUUUCAUCAUAAUUUUAGAUUAAAUCUACAUUGACUUGCAGUUUCCAGUUUGAACAAUAGUUACUGAAAAUAUCAAGGCUGUUCUGUAAACCACUUUUGUUUCCAGAAAAGAUUACAAUAUCAUUAUCAUACAUGUAUAACAGACAAUUUACAUGAACAUUGUCUAUUUGUACAGGAUCACAUUUUCCAUUUUUCAAGUCAUUGACAAUACCAUAAAUAAAUACAUUGAAGAGUAUGGGGCUUAAGACAUCCCCUUGUUUGACACCACAUUCAGAAAUGAAUAUAUCACUUAAACCAUCAGGAAAUUUGAUUCUACUCAUUGUGUUACUAUACAUGGAAAAUAGAAUAUAAAACAAUUUUUGGGAAAUAUUAGAUUGAAGGAGUUUAUAAAAUAAACCUAAUCUCCAUACAGUGUCAAAUGCUUUUCUAAGAUCAAUAAAAGCCGCAUAUACUUUUU
Molecule: messenger RNA, 8583 nt
Organism: Ostrea edulis (European flat oyster)
Lineage: Eukaryota; Metazoa; Mollusca; Bivalvia; Ostreida; Ostreidae
Exons: 3
Coding region: 1827-6974 (1715 amino acids)
Biological process (GO): spliceosomal complex disassembly
Cellular component (GO): catalytic step 2 spliceosome; intracellular anatomical structure
Molecular function (GO): ATP binding; zinc ion binding; RNA binding
Source: RefSeq, a predicted model, not a curated record